Molecule: messenger RNA, 2117 nt
Organism: Anastrepha obliqua
Lineage: Eukaryota; Metazoa; Arthropoda; Insecta; Diptera; Tephritidae
Gene: cin
Product: molybdenum cofactor synthesis protein cinnamon
Exons: 9
Coding region: 157-1989 (610 amino acids)
Biological process (GO): glycine receptor clustering; molybdenum incorporation into molybdenum-molybdopterin complex; postsynaptic neurotransmitter receptor diffusion trapping
Cellular component (GO): postsynaptic specialization; dendrite; cytoplasm
Molecular function (GO): molybdopterin molybdotransferase activity
Source: RefSeq, a predicted model, not a curated record
CGAAAGCGUACCGAUUUAAUUUAGUUGAAAAAAUAGGCUAAUUGCUAGUGCUGACGUUAAAAAUACGAGAAGAAGAGUAAUUUUUUAACCAUUAAAGUGUUCAAGUUGCUUUACUAUUUGUUGAACCAUUAAAGCCGCAACUGUCGUAGCGUAAAGAUGGUGAAUGAUAUAGUUUUCGCAGUUUUAACAAUAAGCGACAGCUGCAGCCAGGAUCCUAGUAAAGAUCGCAGUGGCCCCUGUUUGGUAUCGCUGAUUUGCAAUGCCUUCCAAAAUGCCAACAUUCUAACAGCUAUAGUACCAGACGAGCGCGACCAAAUCAUUGCUAAACUACGUGAACUCAUAACCCAGAAAACGCCCAGCGUGAGUGCAAUCAUUACUACCGGUGGCACCGGCUUUGCACCGCGUGAUGUUACGCCAGAAGCGACUAAAGUACUGUUAAACAAAGAAUGCCCGCAACUGGCACAGUAUAUUGCACAGGCGUCACUACAGAAGACGAAAUUCGCCGCUUUAACACGCGGCUUGUGUGGUAUUGCGGGCAAUACUUUAAUACUAAAUUUUCCUGGCAGCGAAAAAGCGGUGACGGAGUGUUUUGAAGUGGUGUGUGAGUUGUUGCCACAUGCGCUACACUUAAUCGGCAACGAUUUACCACUGGUGCGACGGCUGCAUGCCGAGUUACAAGCGACUGGCAUCUCUAUGGCUUCCAUGGGGCACGUAUGCCCACACAAGACGAGCAAAGGUGAUGACAGUGAUAGAAAUUCCCCAUUUCCAAUGAUAGCUGUAGUGCAAGCGCUAGAGAUAAUAUUUCAAACCGUGCAGCAGCAGCGCGAAGUGGCGCAGCUACUGAAUGAAUUUUCGGCGCCGGUAGAUAUACCACCCUUUCGGGCAUCCAUUAAGGAUGGCUAUGCAAUGAAAUCCAUGGGCUUCUCGGGCACCAAAAAAGUGCUGGGCUACAUAUCUGCGGGUGAUGAGAUAAUAAUGAAUGAUCUGCAAGAAGAUGAAUGCUACAAGAUAAACACCGGCGCGCCAGUACCACACUACGCGGAUUGUGUGAUACAAGUGGAGGAUACCAAAUUACUCAAAAAGAAAAAGAAUGGCGAGGAGGAUCUGGUGGAAAUUUUGGUUGAACCGAAAGCGAAUUUAGACAUACGCCAGAUUGGAUCAGAUCUGCGUAAAGGCAGCAAACUUUUCCCCUCUGCUGACCACUCAGCUGUAAUCAUCAAAUCGAUACUCUCCUCAGUUGGUAGGAAUUUGGGUGCAAUACGUAAACCAAAAAUCGGUAUUAUCUCUACCGGCAGUGAGUUAUUGGCGCCACACCAACCGGAAGUAAUGGGUAAAAUUUACGAUUCAAACACAACUACGCUGGAGGAACUACUGGUGUAUUUUGGUUUUGAAUGCGCGCAAACGCUGGUGCUGAGUGAUGACUUCGAAACUGUUAAAGGUAAAAUCUCGGAACUAUUCAAGAAUGUCGAUUUUAUCAUCUGCAGUGGCGGUGUUUCAAUGGGCGAUAAGGACUACAUUAAACCGGCACUGAAAAAUCUGGGUUUCACAAUCAACUUCGGGCGCGUCAACAUGAAGCCUGGGAAACCUAUGACUUUCGCCUCCAAGAAUGAGAAAUAUUUCUUUGGGCUGCCAGGCAACCCGGUGUCUGCGUUCGUCACAUUUCAUCUGUUUGUUUUGCCGGCAAUACGCUGGUUUGCCGGUUGGGAGCGUGACAAAUGCGAACUGGCGACUUUGCCGAUAACUCUACAAAACGAUAGCAUCAAACUGGAUCCACGUCCGGAAUAUGUGCGCGCCUCAGUGACUAGCAAAAAUGGUCGCUUAUACGCCUCCGUUAACGGCAGUCAAAUGAGCAGCCGUUUGCAAAGCAUUGUCGGGGCUGACGUUCUGGUACAUCUGCCCGGCGGCACGGAGAGUAAACCCAACGCUGUAGCUGGGGAUGUAUAUCGUGCCUCUGUGCUGCGCUAUGAUUUUAUCUCGAAAUAUGAAUAGAUUUACAUACAUACACGUACAUACUUACCAGUGUAGAUUUGAACAACAACUAUUUCCUUAUUAAUAUUUCACAUUUUUAUUUAGUAAAUAAAAAGAUUUCAUGCAUUGCGUUCUUGAAUUGGUACAUA